Molecule: messenger RNA, 1095 nt
Organism: Sphenostylis stenocarpa
Lineage: Eukaryota; Viridiplantae; Streptophyta; Magnoliopsida; Fabales; Fabaceae
Source: the annotation of a GenBank genome assembly
AUGUCAGAAGGAUAUGAGAUUCAUAACAAUGAGGAAACUUCAUCCGGAUGUUCCCAGAAAUGCUCUUCAUUUGACUUGAAUGCUGAAGCUUGCAGUGAAGAUAACACUAACAGUGAUACAGAAGAGGAGCUCACAACUAAGGAGAACAAUAUUGAGAAAGCAAAGGAUGAGGGAACCUCAGCAAAUGGAAGUAGCAUUUCAAGAGAAGGAAAUGAGAGAAGAGGAACGGUGAGACAAUAUGUUAGAUCCAAGAUGCCUCGGCUUCGGUGGACUCCUGAACUUCACCGUUCAUUUGUGCAUGCUGUUGAAAGACUUGGUGGUCAAGAGAGAGCAACACCCAAGUUGGUGCUUCAACUAAUGAAUGUGCGAGGACUCAGCAUUGCUCAUGUCAAGAGUCACUUGCAGGUAGCACAGAUUGAAAUGUAUCGAAGCAAGAAACUUGACGAGGUUGGGCAAGUACUAAAUAGGUCCAACCAAAGAUCUGUGAUACUCCAUCCGUAUUCCAUGAGUCCUCAACAACAUCUUAAGAUGGGAAAUGGUGGAAUCAUUCUGGCAACUCAUCUCAACAAACAUAGUCAUUUCCCAAGACUCCUCCAGACCCCCUUCUCCUUUUCACAUUCCCGUACAAAUGACACCGAUUCAAGGCACCAGCAAUGGUACAUCAAUCAUCAACCUUUUAAAAUACCAAUAGCUUCGGGCCAAAUUCAAUCAAAGGAUACACAUAUGAAACCAAGCCAAUUGCUUGAAGAGAAAAUGUGGGCUCCCAUAGAAAUUAUAAACAAUCAUCAAUCCAAGUUCCAAAAGUUACCUGUCAUUCUUGCACCGAAGAAUGGAUUACGAGCUGUUCAGACAGCUGAAUGGAGUUUUCUGAACAACACAAGCAUCACAGAACAUCUAUCAAACAAAUUCAAUGAACCUCGCAACUAUUCCAACAGUUUAAAGCAAGAAUUUGAUCCCCCAUUUCGGAUUAAGAAAGACGAACAACAAUUGCCUGAAUUGCAACUGAGUUUGAGUCAAACAAUUGGAAGUCAUGGCAGCAAGAUGGAUCAUUAUAAAGAAACCCAAGAAAUCAGCACUACACUUUCCCUUUCGUAA